AUGAUCAACAAAAGAAACGAUCAGCUGAGCCAGGCAGCAAGAACUUUGAAUGAGCCAUUGAAAUUAAACGUAAUUAAAAUUAAAAAAAGACAAAAUAAGGGUAGAAUAUCGAAAACAAAAGCCUUAGAAAAAAGAAAGUGUGCGUGCAGACAGGCAAGCACGAACGUUCGUAAUAAAUGGAAACGAGUGGUUGUGUCGAACACGAAAGCGAGUGAUUCGAACUGGAAUAAUAUAAACAAUGCAGUUAACACACUGAGAGGAAACAGCAAACUUGCGGCAGACGUGUAUAAGAGGAACCGAAAAAAUUAG
Molecule: messenger RNA, 309 nt
Organism: Helobdella robusta
Lineage: Eukaryota; Metazoa; Annelida; Clitellata; Rhynchobdellida; Glossiphoniidae
Exons: 3
Coding region: 1-309 (102 amino acids)
Source: RefSeq, a predicted model, not a curated record